Messenger RNA from Peromyscus leucopus (white-footed mouse), 1031 nucleotides. It is a transcript of the gene Akap19, whose product is annotated as chromosome 13 C2orf88 homolog. The coding region runs from base 410 to 712 and encodes 100 amino acids. The transcript is spliced from 2 exons. NCBI's taxonomy places the organism in Eukaryota, Metazoa, Chordata, Mammalia, Rodentia, Cricetidae. Gene Ontology annotation, molecular function: protein kinase A regulatory subunit binding. The record is from RefSeq and is a predicted model, not a curated record.
GACAUGACUCCGCCUGGCAACACUAGUGAGGCCUAGCUUGUUUGAGCCAAGAUACAACAUACUAGCCGGAUGCCCUCAUGAAAGGACAGUUUUCUUCCCUCCUCUGUAGUAGGCUGUUAUCACAUGAGGCUCUAUGGAAGAAAUAUUAACAACCUCAAAACUGUGUAGUUCACUUUGAGCUAAACCAAGGCUGUCAUGAUACAUCUUGUCUUUGAAGAUGAGAAUACAAGGUAUUCACAAAAGUAAACACAAGACGUGAAGAGUACUGAAAGGGACCUGUGGUUGCCAAAGUGGCCGGAGAGGAAGCCUGGUCAACAUCCUGUGAACAAUCCUGCAUUGUUUUCCAAAGAUGCUGUUGAAGUUGUCUUAAUUAACUCAGCUUGCCUUCAGUCCACCAAAGUUCUACAUCAUGGGUUGCAUGAAGUCAAAGCAAACGUUCCCAUUCCCUACCACAUUAGACAUUGACAGGCUUAAUGAGAGUGAAGAAGCCUUUAUGACAGAUGGCAGCUGUCAACAGAGGACCCCUUCUCCAGGGAAAACUCAAGCCGAAGAGAAGAAAUUCCCAGAGCCCAGUCCUAUGGUCCUUGAAUUCGCAGAGCGUCUGGCCAAGGAAAUCGUGCAGGAUGCCUUGCAGCAGUGGGCAUGUGAGAACAUCAAGUACUACAACAUCCCAUAUAUCGAGAGCGAGAGCUCUGACACCGCUAUUGGGUGAUGACGUUUCGCUGUGCUCCGGAUGUAGUCGGUGCUAGUUUAAAUACAUGAAAUGAGUUUUGAAACUGCAACUGGAUGUAAAACCAUGUCUGUGAUAAUAUUAGUGUAGGGAUGCUUAUGAUGAAAUAGAAUUUUAAGCAGUUCUAGUUAACAUCAAUGUAUAUCUGCUUGAUCACACAUUUGGGACACAGGAUGGACAGAGGUCUUGUGGCACCCAGCACCCGCUGUCUGCCAUAGCAUGCUCUUCCUGAGGCAGUAACGGCAUCACCAAAGAAAAUGCUGAAUAAAAAGUGCCCAAGUUCCAAAUGGUUAUUUUAAGG